AUGAGCUUAGAAGGAAACACUUUAUAUAAAGAAAAAGCACGUGUGCGUGUUCGUAAUGAUGAUGGUGAGUAUGAAAAUGCUACAAUUGUACGACAACAUCGUAAUGGCGACUUGACGGUGAAAUUUAAUGAGACGGGAAAGAUUGCGAGAAAAGUUCGAAAAGAUCGCGUCCAGACUGCUGAAGAUGAUGAAGAUUGUAAACGAGAUGAUCAGAGCGAGAACGAAAGUUUAGACUUUGAAAUUGAAACAUUAAUUAAGUUUCGUGAUGAAAAAGGAGAUUGGAUUGAUGGUCGAAUUCAUAAAGUUCGAAGCAAUGGAAAGUUUGACGUUAGAGGUGAAGGUGAAGCGAAUGAUGUGAUGAAAAAUGUAGCACGUCGAGAUCUUCGAAAACGCAGUUUAAAGCAGAAAGAUAUUCGUGAUAAUGUUGAACGUCAUGAUGAAGAUAGUGAUGAAGAGAAGCGAAUGGUUAAGAAACGAAAGGCACGAAAGAAACGCGAGAUGGUUACAAGUGAAGAUGAAAGUGACGAUAGUAGUGAUCGACAAAGACGUUUUCAAACACAUCGUGGAAUGCGAACUCUUUUUCGCGUGAAUCAACUUGUAGAGUUUGAAGAUAAAAGUGGACGCAUUCGUCGAGGAUGGAUUCAAGUUGUUAAUCGAGAUGAUCGUACGUGUGAUAUUAUCCAUGAAAAUGAUCGUGAAAAGAUUUCGAAACGAAUUCCUUUUGACGUGAUUCAAGCCACUUCAGCUUACAAUCGUUUCUUUGGUGGAAGAAAUCGAAAUAUGAUACCGAUUCAAGUGAACACGCACGUUUAUUACCGUACAAAAGAUGGUUUUGAACGUAAAGGAAUUGUUUUAAAUAUUUCUCAAAGCAGUGGAAAACCAGUAUAUGAUGUCGAAGAUUUACUGGAUGGAACGAUGAUUAAAAGUCUUGAUAAUGGACGUUUGCGAGUAGUUCCAUGGCUUGAUUAUUCACUUCCUUCUUUCAAUAAUUUUCCAAAACUUCCAAAUUUUUCUUUCUUUUCGACUCCAAUUCUUCGUCGAGGAAUGAACGUUCGUUUUCGUACUAAACGAAAUGAAUGGCAAGAUGGAAUGAUUCGAAAAGUUCAAGCCAAUGGUUGUUGUCUAAUUGAUUUUUAUGGACGAAAUGGAGAAAAACAACGUGAAGAAGUGAAAAAUGUUGAUAUUGAUACACGAAUGUUUCGAAUGCCAUUUUAUGGUAUGUUUGACAAUGUGUUGAAUCAUUUGACGUUACCAACACUUCAAUUGAAUUCUGGAAUGUUGAAAAUUGGAAAUGCCGUCGAAGUUUCAAAUGGUGUCAAGACAUUUCUUGGAACAAUUUUAAGUCUAAAUGAAAUGGAUCAAACGUAUACAAUUCAAUACGAAGAUGGUCGAAAAGAAAAAAGUGUUUCAAAGGAUCGUGUUCGAGUAUCUUUACGUCGUUUACAAAUUGGAACGGAAGUUGAAAUGAUUGUGGAAGGUCCUUGUAAGGAAAUUUCAACUUUAGAUGGUGAAGUUGCUUGGAUUCAUCAUGAUGAAAAAGUUGCUGUACGAAUAAAUGGAGGACAUAAUGAUGUCUUUGCACAAGUUUGUACGCAUGCUUUGAUGGUAGAUGGAAAACCAGCAUUUACUGCGCCAUUAAGUAGUACGUGGUUAGAACUCUAUGGUUAUUAUUGUAAUUUUGGUAUUGAAAUGGGAAUUUAUGGUUGGUUUUUUUGGGGGUUACUUCGAGAAUUUGAUGAUAUGGUGAAUGUAUACCAAGAGACAAGUUCGGAGUUUUUAGAAAAUAUACAACAUAUGACAGUAAUUUAUAAUUCUAGUCAUGUUGAAUGGGAAAAGUGUUGGAUGCAUAAUAGCACGUCUACAGACAUGUUUCUCUUGAUUCCAAGUGUAAUUAUGGCAACAGAUCGUGUGUGGUUAUUACUUUUAUUAAUUACAAAAGUAAUUGCAUCAGUAGUAUGUGUGUACUUGGUUUUAUCGUGUAUUCGUUCAAAAGUAUCGGCAUUACAAGAUGAGUUUAUUGACUUAAAAGAAUAUCAACAAGAACGUGUGUUACGACGUCAUUUAGCUACUGCUAUGGGGUACACUUUGGUGGUUACAUAUUUGACACUUGUUGAUUAUGCUUCAUUUCUAAAUCGAUUCGAUCGCUAUUGUCUUUUAACUGACACACACUUGAGUUUCGAUGAACUUGCUUUUCGUAUCGAUCCCUUUGCACUUCAUAUUGAGUACAUUUCUCCUGUUCAGAGGUUACUCAAUCUUGGUGCGAUGACAACAUUUAAUCUUUUUCGAGGUGUAACCUUUUACGUGUUACUUUUUGCGUUCCCAACAAGUGGUACAAAUUUCUUACGACGUCUUGUGUUUUUGGUCCCAUCAAUUUUACUUACGACGGUACUAUGUGCCAUUGGAUUAGCUGCUGUUCACAUAUUUUACUACGUUCAAAAGAAUGACAUGAUGAAAAAUGAUAGGCUUGAUAUGACCCGCAGUACAGAUCUUGCAGUGUCUUUAUUGGGUCUUUCUCUUUGGUUUAUUUAUUCAGGGUAUAAUUUGAUAGCUGCAGCUGGCAGAUUUUCAGAAAUUCGUUUAGAACGACACCGAACAUCACGAAAUGUAAUUUCAGAUGAAGUUCUAAAUCUAGCAGAACGUGGUGAAUUUGGUCUUCAAGCUCAACGUGAAGCUUUAGUGACUAAAGUGGAGCAACGACAAGAUGAACUUGGUAUUUGGAAGUUGACUAUCUUACGUAUACAUCGUCAUCGUCUUGUUCAUAUUUUAGCAGCCGUGAUUGCAAUAUAUAUUGAUGUAACUUUGCGUCAUGAGAUCAAGAAGGAAGAUGAGAGUUCGGUGGAGUAUGCGCGUUAA
Messenger RNA from Plasmopara halstedii, 2853 nucleotides. RefSeq lists its product as uncharacterized. The record is from RefSeq and is a predicted model, not a curated record. NCBI's taxonomy places the organism in Eukaryota, Oomycota, Peronosporomycetes, Peronosporales, Peronosporaceae. The transcript has 3 exons. The coding region runs from base 1 to 2853 and encodes 950 amino acids.